Messenger RNA from Rubroshorea leprosula, 1548 nucleotides. NCBI's taxonomy places the organism in Eukaryota, Viridiplantae, Streptophyta, Magnoliopsida, Malvales, Dipterocarpaceae. The record is from the annotation of a GenBank genome assembly.
ACAAAGUCCUGCGAAUUUCAGUGGAAUAAAUCAUAAACCCCAUUUGCUUUUCUAUUUUUGUUUCUAAGUCCUUUCCGUUGAAACCCAUUACGGGGGAGGUUAAACUUGAAAGGGGUGUUAGAGAUGUGCACGAGGAUUCUGGAAAGGUGCUUCGGAAUUGGCGGCGGGGAUGGGCUGUUGUGGCAUAAGGACUUGAAGCCGCAUGCUUCAGGGGAAUACUCCAUAGCAGUGGUGCAAGCAAAUUCAUCUCUGGAGGACCAGGGUCAGGUCUUCACUUCUCCUUCCGCCACCUACAUCGGCGUUUACGAUGGUCACGGCGGGCCUGAAGCUUCCCGCUUUAUCACCCAACAUUUGUUCCCUUUUCUUCAUAAAUUUGAGUCGGAGCAAGGAGGGUUAUCGGCUGAUGUAAUAAGGAAGGCAUUUGAUACAACGGAAGAGGAGUUCUUGCACUUGGUGAAGCGAUUGUGGCGAGCACGGCCGCAGAUUGCUUCUGUUGGUUCAUGUUGUCUUGUUGGGGUCAUUACUAAUGAUGAUUUAUACGUUGCAAAUCUUGGGGAUUCAAGGGCGGUGCUUGGCCGGAGAGUGUCCGGAAAUCAGACUGAUAAUCAGGUGGUGGCAGAACGGUUGUCUACUGAUCACAAUGUUGCUAUUGAGGAGGUGAGAAGAGAGGUUAAGGCUCUUCAUCCUGAUGAUUCUCACAUUGUAGUGUAUAGUCGCGGAGUUUGGCGGAUUAAGGGUAUAAUUCAGGUCUCGAGAUCGAUUGGAGAUGUAUACCUGAAGAAACCUGAAUUCAACAGGGAUCCUCUAUUUAGGCAGUUUGUAUCACCUGUUUAUUUAAGAAGGCCAGUAAUGACAGCAGAACCGUCCAUAUUGAGUAGGAAGCUGAAACCUCAUGACUUGUUCUUGAUAUUUGCAUCUGAUGGACUUUGGGAGCAAUUAAGUGACGAAGCCGCAGUUGAGAUUGUUAUCAAAAGCCCCCGAGUCGGAAUAGCAAAGCGAUUGGUGAGAGCUGCACUUCAAGAGGCUGCAAGGAAAAGGGAAAUGCGAUAUGAUGACAUAAAGAAAAUUGAAAAGGGAGUAAGACGCCAUUUUCAUGAUGAUAUCACUGUAAUUGUGAUAUAUCUAGAUCAUCCUUUGGGUUCUUCUAAUGGCAGAUUCAGGGCUAAAAGUCUCGCAAGCUGCACGAGUGCACCGGUUGACAUCUCUCUCAAUGCUGGACAAGCUGCUGACACACUUCAAACGGUUGUUUGAACCAAACUACGUACUCCUAGGGCAUGUAUGGUCUGGUAUCAAUAAGCUGCAUAUGGAUUGGUGCAUCCUUCCUUGAAGGCAGGAUAAUUUUUGAAAUAGUGGUCAUUUUAGAAGAUUGUACAUAGUUUUGUUCAUGAACUAUCAAGGAUGCCAAAUUGUAGAAGAUGCAAAGUGCAAAAGACAAUGGUUGGAUGGAGGCAAUUUCCUGUUCUGGUAUGACCUGAUCAACCCUUCAUCUGAAUCAGGGCCAGAACAUUGUCCAUCCACUGGAAACAGGAAUAAAGUAUGAAGGGGCAA